UGUGCAUUGCGGACGCUUAAGGCGUUGCUUAGCCUAAUUUUCAUUAAAAAGAAAAUCAAAAAGACUUGAUAAUAGAAGCGUCGUAGCUUAAUUAAGGUCCAGAAGGAAUGUUGCUUACGGACACGUGUGGGCAAGUGAGUGGAGAGAGAGGAGAGGUGGCUUCGUCACUCUUCGUGAACUCUCCCGUGUGACGAUGGAGCUCGUCUGCGAGAGUUUGGGGUUCAAAGGCAAAGGAAUCUGCAAAGUCCACGGCACAGUCUUCGUCGUCAUAUGCGACCGUGCUCUUCCCGGCGAGCGUUUCCUCGGCUGCGUCACUCGCCGCAAAGGCAGCUACGCCGAGGUGACAAAGAUCAAGACUUUAACUCCACACCGUGACUUAGUAGAAGCUCCGUGUGAGUAUGCUUCCUACUGUGGUGGCUGCAAAGCUCAGAACCUCUCCUACGAAGCUCAGCUUAGAGCUAAAGAUGAACAAGUUCAUGAGCUUAUCACGCAUGUCGGAAGGUUCUCUGAUAACAGUCCUGGUCUCGAAACGGUCUUGAAGGCUAUUGUUCCCUGUGAUAUCCAGUUUUGAUUUGUUCUGUGGAGAGAAACAUGAGGAAGGUUCAUCGAUACUAUUGCAAUAGAGGUUUGUUUUACUAAUUCUUCUGAUGCUGUAGCUUCUGUAGAUUAAUAUAAGUUUGCCAAACAGGUGUGUAAGUGUGGUUAAUGUUAGAUAGAAAAGUGUUAGUGUGAUAAAUGAGUUAGAUAGAAACCAUUGUGUAAGUGUGAUUAAUGAGAUAGAUAGAAACGAAUGUGUAAGUGUGGUUAAUGAGUUAGCUAAAUGUCAAGUCCAUUUGGUUGUGUGUGUGUGAUGAAUGCAUUUCUCUUUUUCUCCUCUAUUAAACUGAAUCCUUCUUUUGUUCCAUCUAUCAAAAGAAGAAGCUCAUCUGUUUAAGUGUAUUUUUAAGGUUUCUUGAGUUGUUUGUUAUAUGUUUCAUGUUCUUCAUUGUUGUCUGUUUCAUGUUUAGUUUAGGAGAAUGAUGUCUUGUUUGUUGUUAUGUGCUCUGUUUCAUGUUUAAGUAAUGAGAAUGAUAACUUGUUUGUUGUUCU
Molecule: messenger RNA, 1089 nt
Organism: Brassica napus (rape)
Lineage: Eukaryota; Viridiplantae; Streptophyta; Magnoliopsida; Brassicales; Brassicaceae
Exons: 2
Coding region: 194-571 (125 amino acids)
Biological process (GO): RNA processing
Source: RefSeq, a predicted model, not a curated record